UCAAACAUUUGAGGAAUCACUCUCCAGAAGGAUCGUUCAUCAGAGAUUGGUGCAGUGAGGCGAAGCAUCCUGAAGACAUGAAGACUGUGAUUGUUGCUGUUUUGGUUUUGCUGGUCAUCAGCCAGAGUGAAGCUCUGAAGUGUUACUGUGGAGGUCUGCGACACUGCCCAAACUCUGUGGAGACCUGCCAUGGCUUUAACAAUGUCUGCACCAGUGCCAUCAUUUAUGCAGGAUCUACUCCCAGAUAUUUCAAAGGUUGCAUGAAGUCAAAUGACUGCAGGAUAAUGAAUCAGCCCGGUGUAUCAUCUGCCACUUGCUGCUCAGCUGAUCUGUGCAACAGAUAAAUGGCUAUCAUACACAAUAUUUUCCAGCGAAUAAAUAAUCCAA
Pundamilia nyererei is the source of this 387-nucleotide messenger RNA. RefSeq names its product toxin 3FTx-Oxy5-like. Lineage: Eukaryota; Metazoa; Chordata; Actinopteri; Cichliformes; Cichlidae. The record is from RefSeq and is a predicted model, not a curated record. The coding region runs from base 78 to 344 and encodes 88 amino acids. The transcript has 4 exons.